This is a messenger RNA of Thrips palmi, 1680 nucleotides long. RefSeq lists its product as uncharacterized. The coding region runs from base 38 to 1210 and encodes 390 amino acids. The record is from RefSeq and is a predicted model, not a curated record. NCBI's taxonomy places the organism in Eukaryota, Metazoa, Arthropoda, Insecta, Thysanoptera, Thripidae. The transcript has 6 exons.
UCGAGCUGCCUCACUUUGGCAGAGCGCGGCCCGCGAGAUGGCGCCCAAGACCGACAUCGGCGUGCUGGCCUGCCUGGCCCUGGUGCUCGUGGCCUCCUUGAAGACGGCCGCAGAGGCGGCCGACGUCACCACCGUAGGCCCAGACGUGGUGGUCCCCGGCGGGCUGCCGAUGCGCGUGGGCGACACCCGGCGCGUCCAGGUGCACGUGGACUACAUCGCGGGCCCGGUGCUCAUCGGGCUGUGCGGCGAGGCGAGCUGCAGCACUGUGAAGGUGGCCGGCUACAAGAAGGGCGUCAUGAGCUUCUCCACCUGGAGGGUCUUCGUCAACACGGUCGCCCCGUGGGCCCAGGACGACUCCGAGGAGGUUACACCGCAAGCGGGGCCCUUCAUGCUGUUCACCAAGAACGAGACCAUGGUCUUCGAGGUGUCUCUCCGCGCGGCCGACGGCGUCCUGGCGGUGUCCGUGGAGGGGCAGGCGGCCGUGACCGCCACCAUCGCGCCGCAGCCCGGCGAGACGGAGCUCAAAGUGCUGUCGCAGGCCGGCUCGGCCGUGCUGCUCGGAGAAGGCUCCGCGGUCCCGGGCCAGGUGACCGACGGGCACGCCAUGGCGGUCGGCGACCAGCUGGCCGUGCACUUCUGCGCCACGGGGCCGGGCAUGGCCACGGUGGGGCUGUGCGGCGCCAAGAGCUGCUCCUACGUGGCCGUGUACGGCCUGGACCAGGACGGCCGGCUGCGGUACGGCACGGCGGUGUCCCUGCUGCGCAACCAGCUCACCGGCCUCAGCGAGUGGAUCGAACAGCCCGAGUGGACCAACUCGUCGUUCGUGGCGGGCGAGCAGCGCGUGUUCGUGGUGUCGCGGUGCUCCGAGGCGGAGAUGCAGUUCUGGCUGGACGGCGCCAAGGCUGACGAGGCCGGCGCGGUGGUGAGCGUGCCGCUGGACAAGGAGCGCGCCGUGCUCAAGGUGCUCGGCCAGGCCGGCAACGUCGUCCUACGCGCCACAGGUGCAAAGCCGUUCUACUGUCCCGAGCCGGCCACACCCGCCACCGAGAGGCCCACGUCGACGGCGGCCACCGCGCCGCCGACCACGCCGGCAACGAGGUCCCCGUCGUCGUCCACUCCCAAGACCAGCGGCGGAGCGUCAGCCUUCUUCAAGUCGCCUCUCCUCGCGUUACUGACCGCUGCGCUUGUACUUUUAGCCUCAGUGCUUUAGUGUCAUUCAUUCAUUCAUUCAUUCAUUCAUUCAUUCAUUCAUUCAUUCAUUCAUUCAUUCAUUCAUUCAUUCAUUCAUUCAUUCAUUCAUUCAUUCAUGAGGCGGCGACAGGGCAGCCCCCACGGCUAGGGUGUCGAAGGUGUUGCCUACGGCCCCGGCGUUCCACGCUGCAGGUCCGAGAGACCUCGCGAUCCUGCACGCCAGCGCCCUCUACGCGCGACGCCGCCAAGCCGAGCGCCGGCAGCACGCCCUGGCGGCGGCGGCGGGAAGCUCGGAGCGCGGCGCAGCAGCCUUCCGCGAGGCUAGGGCCUCCAGCCGCCUCGUAUGAAAAACCGCGCUCCACUGGACCUCCUCCUGGACGAAGCAAAGUUCCCGCACGCACACGAAAAAGAAAUGGAUGCCGUGCUGCGGACCAUGAUUUCUUACGCGUGUAAUAAAAUGGCAAAAUGUUGGCUAACACGAUACGGAAA